This is a messenger RNA of Chironomus riparius, 2038 nucleotides long. The record is from the annotation of a GenBank genome assembly. NCBI's taxonomy places the organism in Eukaryota, Metazoa, Arthropoda, Insecta, Diptera, Chironomidae.
AUUAAAAGCAAUUGAUUCAUACUUUUUAAUGCCAAUUAUUUUAUUAAGUGUAUAUAAGAAUAGUGAAUCAUUUGGCAUAUAGAAAAUAAGCUUUUGAAAAAAUUAACUAUGAAGGAUAUUUCAAUAUUAAACAUCUAUGUAUGAUUUUCAUCUCCUAAUGUAAACUUCAAUAAUUAGUUGUUCAAGUAAACAAUUUAAAAAAAAAAUAGGAAAUUCAAUAUUUUCAUAUAGCAACGAUGAGAUAUCUUACAGUUUCAAUAUUUGUAUGCCUAAGCGUUCAAAUAUAUGCUUUUAACUCUAUGAUACAAUGGCAAGGGCCAUGUAAUUUUAUGGACACGAUUAAUAUAACAGGUGGAUAUAAGAAUGACAACAAUAGUUUUAUAUAUCAAGGAGUUACUUAUGAAUAUGGAACGUAUGGUCUUUACGGAUACAUCAUUGAGAAUCAAACAGAGAAAAUAAACGUCCCUGCACACUACAGAGGAUGUGUUUGCAAGUACAAACCUUGCCUUAGAGUAUGCUGUGUGGAAGGUCUAGGGUUGAACGGACAGCAUCCAUCAUGCAUUAAAACAAACACUCUUCAGGUUUAUACACAAGAUAAUGAUGAAACCCUUAUUGAUAUUGAAACCCAUGAAUACGGACUUUUGAUUAACCGACCUUGUGGGAAAAUGUACGAGCUUGAACCCACUGAUUAUACAGAAGAUCAAUGGUUCUUUCUUAAGAACGGAUCAAUUUUAGCUGCUUCUGGGGUUUCUGACACAAACGAUUAUUGCUUCGGACAAGUUUAUAAUAGCUCUGAUCCGGACGAAAUUUUAACUAAAGUAUUGCUGUGUUUUCAUCCUUCAAACGAUGUUAGAUUUUCAGUUUAUCCGAUUGGAAUGUUAUUCUCAAUUCCGUUUUUAAUCAUAACAUUUUGUGUAUAUGCAUUCAUUCCCGAGCUACGGAAUCUUCAUGGAAAGUGUUUGAUGUGCUAUGUUCUUAGUCUUACCAUAUUGUAUAUAAGCUUAUCUGCUGUUCAACUUGAUAGAGAAAAUGUUUUACUUGAAACAAUACAGUGUGCCGUUUUUGGAUUUUCGAUAUAUAUAUGCGUCCUUUUAUGCUUUUUCUGGUUAAAUGUUAUGUGCUAUGACAUUUGGUCAACAUUUAGAGGAGGAAUAAGUCGAGGACGGGGUGGCGACAGUAAGAGAUUUAUGUUCUACAUGAUGUACGCAUUUGGGUUCCCACUAACAAUUUCAACAAUAGUUUACAUCAUUGACAUUUACAAACUAGUGCCCGAAAACUUGUUGCCAAAAAUUGGUAUCAAAAGAUGCUGGAUGCAAAAUGAGCGCAUAGUUGAAGCAAUUUAUGUUUAUUUUCCAAUAUCUAUUAUUAUGGCUAUAAACAUAGUGCUCUACUCUAUUACUGCUUAUAAAAUCUGGCGUGUGCAAAAAGAAACAAGUGUAAUACGUCACGGAGACAGUCAAAAGCAUUCUAAAUUAGAAGCUGACACGGAUAGAUUUUUCCUUUAUUUACGAUUGUUCAUUGUAAUGGGAGCAACGUGGAGCAUGGAAUCAAUUUCAUGGGUAUUUGAAAACAACAUAAUUUUCUACGUGAGUGACUUCCUUAAUUGCGUGCAAGGGUUUAUCAUAUUUCUGCUGUUUGUGUGGAAACCGAAAAUUAAAAAAUUAAUGGUUAAAAGAUACCGUUCAAUAAGAAAAAUACCUCUUACAUCUCAAACUGGAAAUUCGUCACGAACUGAGACUUCGAGAAUAUCCUCAGGAGUUUCAAAUACCAAGCAUGUCCCGAUUGCGGAGAAACCAAUGCUGGAAGACUAAAAAUCAUUGCAUUAUUGAAAAUCAACCUCAUCAUUUGAAAAUUGUCUGGAAAAAAAUUAGUGAUAGCCAGUAAAAGCAUUUAUUAAGUUACUUUACGCGAUAGCAGAGCUAAAAUUAUUUGAUAACUAUUAAUACUAUAUUAUAGUGUUAAGAUCAUUAUUUUAAAAAUAAUAAUAUUUGUUGUUAUAAAUUAAAUAGUGUCUAUUUCGUAACAUAAUAAUAAAGCC